This is a messenger RNA of Pygocentrus nattereri (red-bellied piranha), 9503 nucleotides long. RefSeq names its product Dmx-like 1 (gene dmxl1). Gene Ontology annotation, molecular function: protein binding. NCBI's taxonomy places the organism in Eukaryota, Metazoa, Chordata, Actinopteri, Characiformes, Serrasalmidae. Gene Ontology annotation, biological process: vacuolar acidification. The coding region runs from base 419 to 9442 and encodes 3007 amino acids. The record is from RefSeq and is a predicted model, not a curated record. The transcript is spliced from 45 exons. Gene Ontology annotation, cellular component: RAVE complex.
UGCGCUGGAAACACCUCGCCAAACGCCUUGUCCACAUCAGAGCGCAGCGAGCUGUUCCUGCCGCACACGAUGCGAUGAGUGCAGCCCGUAACUCCCGUCAUGGGGGGGUACACGUUACUGUUACACACAGCCCGCUGCCCUGCGAACUCGUGAGGUAAGACCUCGGCGUUGCACCUGCCCCUUCGCGGCCUUGUGCAUGGUUCCUGUCCGGGGUCUGUUGGCUAAAGUCAGCCAACAGAACACAGCAGAGGCGGGUCUGCGAGGAUAUUUUCAGCGUAGUCAGCCAGCUAAGCUACCAGUACCAAGGCUUAGGCAGAUAUCAAGGACACAGUUGUGGAAGACCAUGACAUUGCUUGGGUUUCUCUGUGAUGUCCGUCAGUCUUUGGAUGCAAUUUGAAAUUUAAGCGUACUGAGGACGAUGAAUCUACACCAAGUGCUCACUGGGGCUGUCAACCCCGGGGACAAUUGUUUCUCUGUGGGGAGCAUAAACAACGUACCUUUCACGGCCUAUGCAUCUGGUUGUGACAUUGUAAUCUUGGGGAGUGACUUUGAGAGGCUUCAGAUCAUCCCAGGUGCCAAACAUGGGAACAUCCAAGUGGGCUGCGUGGACUGCUCUCAGCAAGGGGGCCAGAUAGCUGCAUCCUAUGGAAACAUUAUUUGCAUAUUUGAGCCUAUGCAGAUCAGCCCAAAGGAAAAAAUACAAACGAAGCUGAAUUACCAUUGGCAAAAAACUGGUCAGUUCGUUUUGGAGUCUAUAGCACACAACCUUGCUUGGAAUCCCACAGGUACUAGUCUCUUGACUGGCUCAGGUUGCUUACAGUUAUGGUCCAAUGUGAAUUUCUGCUUUAGUGCUGAGGGGGAGACGAGUAGCGAUCCUCCGUGUUCAUGGAGGUGUAUAUGGCAGUGCAAGACUGCUUCACCUAUUCAGCUAAUGAAGUUUUCUCCAGGCGGAGAAUUUUUUGCCACUGCAGGGCAGGAUGACUGUUUGGUGAAGGUGUGGUACAGCACAAGCAAGUGGCAGUCAGAUGCUGUGAAGCUUUUCUCUCCCCCUGAGCUUGGCUCUCAAGGGGAGAUGGACUUCUCCUUCAUCUAUUUGGCUCACCCCCGUGCCGUCACUGGCUUCUCCUGGAGGAAGACCAGCAAAUACAUGCCCAGGGGUGCCGUGUGUAACGUGUUACUGACCUGCUGCAAGGACAGUGUGUGUCGGCUAUGGGCAGAGACCCUGCUGCCUAGCGACUGUCUGCUGUCUGGACUAAGGCACAAUCACAGCAGCAGCAACAACAGCGAUGCACUGAAGUCCAACAACAUGAAGAAGGCCUUUUGUAAUAACAAAGGCCAGAGUGGAACACCACUAGAGCUGAACUUGACUGAAUCGUGGCGAGGGCCGAUCAGGUGCGCGGCCCAGCUUUCUCACACAGGGCUGCUACCUCAUCAGCAGAACAAGCAUUACACCCACAGGGCCAUCACCCCUCAUGCCAAUGCUCUGUGCCACUUCCACAUUGCUGCUAGCAUCAACCCGGCGACAGAUAUCCCGUUGCUGCCCUCCAUCUCGUCACUGAGUGGAUCAGAUGAGGAGGAGCCUGGUGGACCUUUUACUGUCCAUUGGCUCAAUAACAAAGAGUUGCACCUCACUCUCACCAUGGAGGUGUUUCUUCAGCAGAUCAGGAGCAGUUUGGAGCAGCAGAACCAACCACAGGCCAGCCAGGCUGACGAAGACUUUGAUGAGGAAGGCAAUGCUGUAAGCCCUGAAGACAAAAAAGGAGAGGUGAACAUUGAUGCAGCCUCCAUCCCUCUUCCCAAAGCUGCGGUGGAACAUCAGGUGGAUGUGUUGCUGGGUGACUGGAACAGGGGAGCAGACAUGCUCUUCAGCAUCCACCCAAUGGAUGGCUCUCUGCUGGUGUGGCAUGUAGACUGGCUGGAUGAGUAUCAGCCCGGAAUGUUUCGUCAGGCACAGGUGUCUUUCGUAUCCCGAAUACCAGUUGCCUUCCCCACUGGUGAUGCCAACUCGCUUAGCCGUAGUGUGGUGAUGUACGCCUGCAACAAAAAUGUGGACCUGGCCAUCCAACACGGCCGCCAGCGGCCCGCGGGCUUGCCCCGCUCCUCCUCAGUCUUGAUUGGACUAGGCCAGAGCAAGCCAUGCUCCAACAGCCUCCGCCUGAGCAUUUUCACCCCUAACGUGCUGAUGAUCUCAAAGCAUGCAGACGGUUCCCUCAAUCAGUGGGCAGUCAGCUUCGCUGAAGGCUCAGCAUUCUCGACUGUGCUAAGUGUUUCACACAAGUCCCGCUACUGCGGCCACCGCUUUCACCUCAACGACCUAGCCUGCCACUCACUACUGCCCUUGCUACUCACCACCUCGCACCACAAUGCCCUACGCACCCCUGAGGUGGAAAACAUCCUGGCCCAGUCCUUACCUGGCCCCGCCUCCUCGGGCCGGAAGACCCGUGCAACCCUAAGCGCUGUGUCCCAGGAUCCAAAUGCGAUCUAUAGUGAGCUCAUUCUGUGGAGGGUUGACCCAGUCGGUCCUCUCUCCUUCUCAGGGGGCGUGUCUGAGCUUGCCAGGAUCAACUCCCUUCAUGCCUCGGCCUUCUCCAACGUGGCCUGGCUCCCAACCCUCAUCCCCAGCAAUUGUCUUGGUGUAUAUGGCAAUUCGCCAAGUGCCUGCUUUGUCGCAAGUGAUGGCCACUUCCUGAGACUGUAUCAGGCAGUUAUUGAAGCCAAGAAACUGCUGAGUGAACUUUCCAAUCCUGAAAUAUCAAAAUAUGUUGGGGAAGUGUUCAACAUCAUAAGUCAACAGUCUACUGCAAGGCCAGGUUGCAUCAUCGAGCUCGAUGCCAUUACAGACUUUCAGGGAAAGGAGAUCCAACUGUUACAUGUAUUUGAGGAAGACCUGAUCUUGGGAAAUGAGAAAAAUGAUGAGUGUUCACAGGAGCUCCCGCCUGCCGAGACUGUCUCUAGCCCGGUACUCUUCUCGGCACGUUUCUUUCUGGUGGUGAUUGAGUUUACCCAGAGCAGAAGAUCGCUCCUGCAUAUGUGGCAUCUGCAGCUGGCAGCGGUUCCUGUUGCUAUUGAGGAGACCUCAACCCCUGUUGAUAAAGACACAUCAGCUUCGUCAGCCAUCAACAACUUCAACUUUGAGUCUUUCAGCUCUCCAUCAUCCCAGAGAUCUAAGUUGAGCAGGUCCAACCUGCGAAGUGCAUGUCGCCUCACUCUGACCAAUGAGAGGGUUUUUAGUCAGGAGCUGAGCCUUCCAGAGGGAGUUGAAGUUAUACGCGUAACUCCAGCAGCAGGCCACUUGAGCUCAUCAUCCUUGCAGCCAGCUGGACGAGCUCCGUAUCUUCUUGCCACGUCAUGUUCUGAUGGGACUGUGAGGUUUUGGAGUUGUAGCACAGCCUCUGACAAUGAUGCUUCUGAUGAAAUUGCACCUACCUACUUCUGGGAAGAAUGGCCUUUACUGGUGGAAGAAGGUCUAGCUAAUACCAGUGCAGUGAGCGUUCCUGGAUGGCCAGUGGGCGUCAGCUGCUGCCACACUAGCCGAGUGGCUGUGGCCUAUAAGGAUUUGAAACCUCAGGGACUUGCUAAGGAGCCCCUUAUUCAUGUGAGUUUAUUCCAGUGCGAGUCCACGGGGGGGUCCCAGUGGAUGCUGGAGCAGACUCUUAAAGUGGAUAGUUGGGGAAGUAUUCCUAACAAUGCCUCUGAUAAACACCUGAUUGUGCCAAACUUCCAGGAUGGUUUGGUGGGGCAUAAGGACUGUUUAGGCACCAGUGGUAAAAGUCUUGUUCACCUAGAUUGGGUUUCUAGAGAGGAUGGUUCUCACAUUUUGACUGUAGGUCUUGGAUCUAAGCUGUACAUGUACGGGCCACUUCUGGGUAAACCUCCGGAGCUGGGCCUGUCGGACAGCACCAGGGAGUGCUGUUCCUCCCGGCUUGUUCUGUUACGUGUAGUGGACUUGGUCUCCUCUGUAGAGGGCUCCUUACCCAUUCCAGUGUCCCUGUCCUGGGUUAGAGAUGGUAUUCUGGUAGUGGGCAUGGACUGUGAGAUGCAUGUCUACUCCCAGUGGCAGCCACCAGCUCCAGCCAAAUCAGCACUGACCACAUGUGAUACAAAUGUUGGCAGUGUUAGCUCACUUAUAGCAGCAGUGAGGCAAGAGGCGGUAAGUCUUCAGCCUCCUAAAAAGACUCUCACCAGGUCUAUGACCAGUCUAGCACAGAAACUUAGUGGUAAAAGGACAAUGUAUGACCUUCCAGCUGAAAUGGAGGACUACGGCUUAUUUGAGACUGCACACCACCUGUUCCCCACCCUUCCUCAGUAUCAUCCAGUGCAGCUUUUAGAGCUGAUGGACCUGGGAAUGGUGCGACGAGCCAAAGCCAUCCUGUCUCAUCUGGUCAAAUGCAUAGCUGGAGAGAUAGUGGCUCUGAAGGACACCUCCAUCAACCAGGAGCGGCGUUUACGAUCCCUCACAAUCAGUGCAAGCGGCAGCACUGCCAGGGAUCCCAGAAUGUUUAACAAGGCAGAGAAUCCAGACUACACGGAGAUUGACUCCAUCCCACCUCUGCCUCUGUAUGCUCUGCUUGCUGCGGAUGAAGAGACAACCCCCAAAGCCAAAGACAAAGCGGCCAGCAUCAGUGGAGACAGUGGCCACAGCUCCAGUCGGACAGACACCUACGACGAACUUUUCCAAGCCACCACCAUAAGCAUGGAUGAUGUGGAUCCUUUAGAUGGUGAGGAAGAUGAUUCUAAUGCCAAAGUCAUCGAUCUGUCUCAGUAUAGUCCAACUUUCUUUGGCCCAGAGCAUGCUCAGGUUCUGUCCAGCCACCUGCUUCACUCCAGCCUGCCAGGCCUGACACGAAUGGAGCAGAUGUCCCUCAUGGCCUUGGCUGACACUAUCGCCUCUACCAGCACAGACAUCGGGGAAAGUCAAGGGAAAAGUCAAGGUGGAGAAACGCUGGAUGAGUGCGGUUUAAAAUUCUUGCUGGCUGUUCGUUUGCAUACCUUCCUGCUGACCUCGUUACCUCCAGCGCAUCGUGCACAGCUCCUGUGUCAAGGAUUGUCUACCUGUCACUACGCCUGGGCGUUUCACUCUGAGGCUGAGGAGGAGCUGCUCAAUAUGCUUCCUGCCAUGCAGAAAGGAGAGCCCGCCUGGCCUGAGCUCAGAGGUAUGGGUGUGGGCUGGUGGCUGAGAAGCACCAAUAAGCUUCGCAGAUGCAUUGAGAAGGUGGCAAAAGCAUCUUUUCAGAGGAACAAUGAUCCCUUGGAUGCAGCCCUGUUCUAUUUAGCUAUGAAAAAGAAAGCUGUGGUUUGGGGACUUUACAGGUCCCAUAAGAAUGUGAAGAUGACAGCCUUCUUCAGUAACAACUUUAAUGAGGACCGAUGGAGGAAGGCUGCCUUAAAGAAUGCGUUCUCUCUGCUUGGAAAGCAGCGGUUUCAGCACUCGGCCGCCUUCUUUCUGCUGGCAGGCUCCCUCAAGGAUGCUGUUGAGGUUUGCCUGGAGAAGAUGCAGGACCUCCAGUUGGCCUUGGUCAUUAGCAGAUUGUAUGAGUCUGAGUUUGAGACAUCUUCCACCUAUAAGAAAAUCCUACAGAGGUAUGUGUUGGGUCAGGACCACCAGAUCCCAAUGCAUCAGGAUCCAUUUCUGCGUAGUAUGGCAUACUGGGUUCUAGAUGAUUACAGUAGAGCCUUGGAUACUUUGCUGGAGCAGCCCAACCCAAAUGUUGACGCUUUAAACCAAGGAACCACUGCCGUUUCUCCUUGCAAUCCAGAGGUUUUCAACUUCUACACCUACCUCAGAACUCACCCGCUACUGCUUCGCCGCCAUUUCGGCUCCUCAGACAAAGCUAAGGUGGGAUUGACUGCGGAAGGUCGCAUGGCUGACUCCGUUAGCCUCAUCGAGAGGAGACUGUUCUUCACAGCUGCUUAUGCUCACUUACAAGCCGGUUGCCCCAUGCUAGCUCUAGAAGUCCUCUCCAAAAUGCCCAAAGUUGUCAAGAGAUCUAAGCUGCUGCUCACUCUAGAGAAGCCUUCACCUUCUUUUAGUGGUUCCGGCAACUCAGCUGGCCAGAAUGGCAAAGACCAGGCCUCUGCACUGGACUGGUCCCAGCCUAUGCUUAAUGGGCUCGAGUCCAUUUCAGACACCUUCUCCUCUCCCAGAGAAGACCACAGCCAGUCAGACUCUGUGCUGAGCUUCGACUGGAGCCAGCCGUCUAUGACCCUGCAGGAUGAACCAUUGGAUUUGAAGUGGGACAGUGACAAGGAGGACUCUGAAGAUGAAGAAGCUGGACUAGCCAUGAAAAACAUCAAACCGGAAGAUUCCACCGUCAUUCCUGACUGUGCUGACUCUACCUCUGCUUCCACAGAUGUGGUGGACAGCUCCCUGCUUCUCUCUGAAGACAUCCUGGCUGCCCGCCUCAAGUUUAGCUCUUGUCUGAAGAUACUCACUGCUGAGCUGCGGACGCUUUCCACAGGGUACGAGCUUGACGGGGGCAAGCUGCGCCACCAGCUGUGCCAUUGGUUGGAGCGGGAGGUGGUCGCCCUUCAGAGGUGCUGCGGUUACAACCCUUGCCUCCACCAGCUUGUUGGCGGCAUUUCGGCUGACCUCAGUCAGGUUGGUGGUAGUGAAGAUGAGCAGGAGGCCCAAGGGGCAGCUGAGCAGGCCAGAGCAGUGCAGCACAGACGCAGACUCUGGCUGAAGAGGAACCAGCCUCUGCUACGCAUCUUCCUCAGCUAUUGCAGCCUGCAUGGCUCCCAUGGGGGAGGGCUGGCCUCUGUUAGGAUGGAGCUCAUUCUGCUGUUGCAGGAAUCCCAGCAGGAUGACAGUCCUCAGCUUCCUGUUCAGCAGCAAGCCUUAGUUCCUCUCCUGCUGGCCUGCACAGCCAGCUCCAAAACGGUUGUGGCCAAUCCCAUAGUUCAUCUGACCAACCUGACACAUGACAUCUUGCACAUCAUUAAUGCACUGGACUCCCCUCCCCACCCAGAUGUCAUUAACAAUGAGAUCUACGUGAUGCACACGCUGGCAGCCUCCCUGUCCGCCUGCAUCUAUCAGUGCCUCUGCGACAGCCACAAUUACAGUCAUAUCAACCAGUUCACAGGAACAGUGUACCAAAGCAUCCUCCUUUCCCAUCAGCACCCUGUGCGAACCAUCAGCAUGGAUGAAGCUGUCCUUCCCAACACCUCACCAGCACAGUGGCCUGGUAUCAGUGCUUUAGUUCGCCUCCUGAGCGCCGCGGGAGAGGAGAACCAGCCGAGUUUGGGGGUGCUGCUUUGUGAGAUCCUCACUGCCGUCUACCUCAGCUUGUUUGUGCAUGGCUUGGCCACCCACUCCAGCAACGAGCUCUUCCGCAUUGUGGCCCACCCACUCAACAGCAAGUUGUGGGUGGCUGUGUUUGGUGGUGGAGCUCGCAUUCCUGUGGUGGACAAAGCCAGUACACCUCCAGCCAUGGCAGAGAACCAAGAGCGGAAGCAGAGGCGCUUUAGGAUGCUUUCUUCCAGAAGCAGCUCCAGGGAGGUGCCAGACAGCCCUGCCAGCCCCAGCCCCAGCCCCAUAGUAGAGCAGGAAGCAUCUGUCUUUAAAGAGCGUUUUGUGCCCCCUGAGCUCAGCAUCUGGGACUACUUCAUUGCAAAGCCUUUCUUGCCACCAUCUGCAAGCUGCGUCGAGUAUGACUCUGAGGAAAGCCAGGAGAGCGAGGAUGAGGACGAAGAGGAAGAAGACAAAUUUGCAGAUGCAUUUGACACCAAUUCUCCACUUGAAGAACAUUCCAGCAACAACUCGUACAGCUGGUGUUUGAUGCGUUUGGCCAUGGUGCAGCUGGUGCUGGUUAACUUGAAGUCGUUCUAUCCCAUGGCUGGCCAUGACUUACUGGAUCUGCCUGUGUGCUCCCCUCUGUGCCACUCUGUACUGAAGACUCUACAGCGUUGGGAACAGGUGUUACUAAAGCGACUGGAGAUUUUUGGAGGCCCUCCAUCUCAAUAUAUUUCUACACAGCCUACGGACGACACCAUGGCAUCCGGCCCUGCUCUUCUCAGACACAAGGCUUUGUUCGAGCCCUCAAAUACACCUUUCAGGUCCCGGCAUCAUUCUGCUCUUCCUGUUAAGAGACUGUGGCAAUAUCUGGUUAAACAGGAGGAGGUCCAGGAGACUUUCAUCCGCAACAUCUUCACCAAGAAGCGAGAUCAGAACGAGUCGGUUGAGGACUGCACUGACAGUAUGAAAUAUUCAGUGAUGGAGGAGCCGGGCCUCAAUCAGAUUGAGGCAGAUCUGGGUUACCCUGGAGGAAAAGCGCGCAUCAUCCACAAGGAAUCUGACAUCAUCACGGCCUUUGCCAUCAACAAGGCCAAUCGUAACUGCUUAGUAAUCGCCUCCACCCACGACAUCCAGGAGCUGGACGUAUCCUCCAUCCUGGCCACUCAAAUACUGACGUGGGUUGAUGAUGAGGCAGAGACGGAGGUGAAAGGAGGCGACGACUUCUUGGUGGUCCAUGCCCGGGACGACUUCAGCACUUUGCAUGGCACCACGCCCUACACCAACAGCAGCCCUGGUACUCCCAUUAACAUGCCAUGGUUGGGCAGCCUCCAGACAGGCAGAGGAGCUGCCAUGCUUAUCAAACGGAACAUUAACAACGUGAGGAGGAUGACGUCCCACCCUACCCUUCCGUACUACCUAACUGGAGCUCAGGAUGGCAGCGUGAGGAUGUUUGAGUGGGGCCAUUCCCAGCAGAUCACCUGCUUCCGGAGCCCUGGCAACUCCAGGGUUACUAGGAUUAGAUUUAACUAUCAAGGGAAUAAGUUUGGUAUUGUUGAUGCUGAUGGAGCACUUAGUCUCUGGCAGACAAAUACAUCUGGAAACACGCCAAAACCAUACCUGACUUUGCAGUGCCAUAAUAAAACGGCUCACGACUUUGUGUUUGUGGGUUCCUCCUCUCUCAUUGCCACUGCAGGCCUUUCCACGGAUAACAGAAAUGUAUGUGUGUGGGAUACUCUGGUGCCUCCGACUAACAGCUUGGUUCACGGCUUCAGCUGCCACGAGUCUGGCGCCACUGUGCUGGCUUUAGCUCCUAAGCAGCAGCUCCUGAUCAGUGGCGGGAGGAAGGGCUGGAUCAGUGUGCUGGAUCUCACCCAGAAGCUUCAGCGCCAGAGCUUCCAGGCCCACGACUCGCCUGUCAAAGCUCUGGCCGUGGACGCCACCGAAGGCUACUUCAUCAGUGGCUCAGCUGAAGGCAACAUUAAGGUAUGGAGCAUGUCCACCCAGUUCCUGUUGCACACCUUCCCAAAUGAGCACGCCCGGCAGUCACUCUUUCGGAACCUGGGCACAGGUGUCAUGCAAAUUGAGAGCGCUCCGGGCAAUCACGUCUUCUCCUGCGGGGCUGAUGGCACCAUGAAAAUGCGGGUUCUCCCUGAUUGCUUCCGCACGUACAGCAACAAUAUGAAGAACGACGUCAGGUUCAUCAUGUAGCACAUUGUCAAGCAUGGAACCACUUUUGCACAUGGUAAGACGAGCAAUAUGAGGCACUGGG